AUAAACGGUGAAAAAAAUAGCCACGUAUCAUCCACCCUUUUAAAUAUUUGACUUAUUUAUGUCACAAGAUGUGGACGAUGUAAUUAAAUAAAUAAACUGACCAACAAUUAAUAAGAUGAAACUUAAUUUUUGGAACGAAACAAAAAUAAAAUAGUUUCUAAAUUAAGUUUGUUAUCUGUGACUAUUCUGUGACCGAAGCUUUGGGUAUUUUCGAGGUUAUAACUCCAAUUUUCUAAAUUUCUACAUUUUAAAAUUUCGGGAACACGCUGUUGUUAGAAACUGUUCUAAAUGAGUCGCAGAAGGCCACACGAAGAAGAUGAUGGUUACGACCGAGCGUACCGAAAACGAAGACGGGUUUCUGAAAACCAGGAAAUUGAAGACAGAUUGGAGUCGCUUAUACUCAGAGUUGGCGAGAAAAGCACUUCCUCAUUGGAGUCAAAUUUGGAAGGGUUAGCUAGCGUGUUGGAAGCCGAUCUGAGUACAUUCAGAGGUAAAAUACUCAGAAUAUUGACCGACUGCGCCAUUCGAAUGCCGGAAAAAUGCACCAUCUAUACGACUCUCGUAGGGUUGUUAAACGCGAAAAAUUUUAAUUUUGGGGGCGAGUUUGUGGAGUACAUGGUAAAAACUUUCAAAGAAUCCUUAAAGUCUUGCAAAUGGGACGCGGCUAGGUAUUCGUUAAGAUUUCUAGCCGAUUUGGUAAAUUGCCAUGUCAUUUCUGCCACAUCACUCUUGCAACUGUUAGAUAAUAUGGUAGACGCGGCUAAUGAGGAUAGUGUUCCGCAAGUACGGCGUGACUGGUAUAUUUUCGCCAUCCUGAGCACAUUGCCUUGGGUUGGUCGGGAAUUGUACGAGAAGAAGGAGCAAGCUUUGGAGAGAUUGUUGGUUCAAAUUGAAGUUUUCUUAAACAAACGUUCAAAGAAACACCACAAUGCCUUGAGGGUGUGGGCGUCCGAUACCCCCCACCCCCAGGAGGAGUACCUAGAUUGCCUGUGGGCACAAAUAAGGAAACUCAAGCAAGACAAUUGGGCGGAAAAGCACAUUCCCCGGCCAUACUUAGCGUUUGACUCUAUACUGUGCGAAGCCCUUCAGCACAAUUUACCCUCGAUUCUGCCCCCGCCUCACCACGAUUCUUACAAGUAUCCCAUGCCAUGGGUUGUAUUUCGAUUAUUUGACUAUACAGAUUGUCCCGAAGGACCAAUACUGCCGGGCGCACAUUCGAUAGAACGUUUCCUGAUAGAGGAACAUUUGCAUUCCAUCGUCGAGAUGUAUCAUUUGGAACGGAAGGACUGCGCGGCUCAUUUGCUGAAUUUCCCCUACAAACUCAAAAUCCCGCUGGAGUACUGCAUCGUGGAGGUGAUAUUUGCAGAACUUUUCCACAUGCCAACGCCGAGAUUUCUGGAGGUGUGCUACGGAUCGAUCCUGAUCGAACUCUGCAAGCUGCAGCCUUCUACGAUGCCCCAAGUCCUCGCCCUCGCCACAGAAAUGCUCUUUAACAAGAUCGACACCAUGAAUGUGUCCUGUUUCGACCGAUUCGUGAGCUGGUUUUCUUACCACCUGAGCAAUUUUCAAUUUCGAUGGAGGUGGGAGGACUGGGAGAUGUGCCUUACCCUCGACGCCGAUCAUCCCAAGCCCAAGUUCAUCAGAGAGGUUAUGUUUAAGUGCAUGCGGUUGUCCUAUCACCAGAGGAUCAGGGAAAUACUGCCGGAGGCGUUCAGCUGCUUUAUUCCCGAAAAACCCGAGCCCGAGUACAAGUACGCGAAGGAGGGAGCGGUUAAUCUGCCGGGCACUUCGGCCGCCCACCAGCUCGUCGUCUCCAUAAGGCAAAAAUGCACCCCCGAGGAGGUGCUCGCUGUCCUGAAGGACCUGCCGAACCCAAGAUCAGACGAAGAAGGCGACGGCAGGUUCAACCCCCUAAAAAUCGACGUGUUCGUCCAGACCCUCCUCAAUUUGGGCUCGAAGAGUUUUUCCCACAGUUUCGCCGCCAUCUCCAAAUUCCACUAUGUGUUCAAGAUUUUAGCCGACUCGGAGGAGGCCCAGAUCUGCAUUCUGAGGAACAUGUUCGAGCUGUGGUACAACCACCAGCAGAUGAUGAUCGUGUUGGUAGACAAAAUGUUGAAGACGCAGAUCAUCGAAUGCUCAGCGGUGGCCAAUUGGAUCUUCUCCAAGGAGAUGACGACGGAGUUUACGAAAAUGUACCUGUGGGAAAUUCUGCACCUCACCAUUAGAAAGAUGAACAAGCACGUGAUCAAGCUGGGCGGGGAGCUGGUAGAGGCGAAAGAGAAACUGGCCCGUGUGGAGGAGUCGAGCGAUAGCGAGAGCGACGAGGAGAAGAAGAAGAACGAGGACACUGAGAAGCCGUCCGAGGAGAUGGUCGAGCGGAUGGAGGAGAAAUUGGAGGCCGCGCAGGCCGACCAGAAGAACCUCUUCCUGAUCAUAUUCCAGCGGUUCAUAAUGAUCUUGUCGGAGCACUUGGUCAGGUGCGACACCGACGGUAAAGACUACAACACCCACUGGUACAGGUGGACCAUCGGUAGACUGCAGCAGGUGUUUUUGGCGCACCAGGAACAAGUACAGAAGUACAGCUCGACGCUGGAGACGCUGCUAUUCACGCAGGACCUGGACCCGCAUAUCCUGGAGAUUUUCCAGCAGUUCGUGUCACUGCAGGCGUAAUUUAUUUUCGUAUAUUUGUAGGUAAGAGAUUGUAAUAUGGAACAUGGAGAAAUA
Cylas formicarius (sweet potato weevil) is the source of this 2724-nucleotide messenger RNA. RefSeq names its product nuclear cap-binding protein subunit 1 (gene Cbp80). The transcript is spliced from 7 exons. Gene Ontology annotation, biological process: mRNA export from nucleus; nuclear-transcribed mRNA catabolic process, nonsense-mediated decay. The record is from RefSeq and is a predicted model, not a curated record. Gene Ontology annotation, cellular component: nuclear cap binding complex; nucleus. The coding region runs from base 289 to 2670 and encodes 793 amino acids. NCBI's taxonomy places the organism in Eukaryota, Metazoa, Arthropoda, Insecta, Coleoptera, Brentidae. Gene Ontology annotation, molecular function: mRNA binding; RNA cap binding; protein binding.